Mycena citricolor is the source of this 7461-nucleotide messenger RNA. The record is from the annotation of a GenBank genome assembly. NCBI's taxonomy places the organism in Eukaryota, Fungi, Basidiomycota, Agaricomycetes, Agaricales, Mycenaceae.
CCGGACCCCACACAUAUUCCUACUCUUGACCGGACCUGUCCUUGACCUGCCCCCGGACCCUGGGACCGGGACCGGUACCGGACUGGACCCCGUCAACACUGGUUUAAGCAAGUUGCACUCCUACUACAUACUACUUAGUACUCUCUCAUCCACAGCGCUUUCCUCAAUUUUUUGCAUCAUCCUCGUUGCAGAAGCAAGCCUUACUCAUAAUCUCCUUGCUUUUGCUUUCUCAACGCUCCAUCGUAAUAAUGGACAUCGUCAUCCGUACAUCGCAGAAUCCAUCGUUCGGGCGCUUGUGAUGUCCAAAACACUUCGCAUUACACCCUUCUUGUCGUUCGAAGGCGGCGGCGCUGAAUGGAUACGAACGCGUCCACGUAAUUUAUUGUCUGCGCGGGGAUCACACAUAGGCGCUCUACAGAGUACAUGAACUCGAUGAACAGGGAAGGCUGGGGCAGUCAACCAUGCGCACAUCUACAAAACGGUCUCCCAAGUCCCUUGCCCCAUCUGCUCCGUCUGCCCAGCCAAUCGACGAUGUCGGCGCUGAGUGUUCUUCGGGCGAAUCUGUGUCCGUGCAUGAACCCAACACUGGGAUGGUCGGCGUUGGACUCUCUGACCCAGGGAUCGCGAAAGCCCGCCGGCAGAUGCUCGAUUUGGUUAACCGCAUGAAGAACACUGGUGUCCAAAACGAUAUCGACCUGCCACAGAUCGCCGUUAUUGGGAACCAGAGCGCGGGCAAAUCAUCUCUCAUCGAGUCCAUUUCUGGUAUCACUCUCCCGCGUGCUGCAGGGACUUGCACUCGUUGUCCCACUGAAAUCCGUCUAUCGCAUGCAGACGAUAGCAUUUGGGGCUGCAUUGUCGAAUUGCGCGUAAUCACCGACAAGAAUGGACAGCCGCUCGGUCAAGCCCGCAACGAGCGGUUUGGCGAACCCAUCACCGACAGGGCCGACGUCGAAGAUCGAAUCAGACGCGCUCAACGUGCCAUCCUGAAUCCAAGCAAGCCCGCUCGUUCAUUCCUGUCCGACGACGAGGAUGAAAAUGAGCCCUCUGAGCUGUCGUUCUCAACCAAUUAUAUCUCGCUACAAAUCACCGGGCCAGACAUUAGUGAUCUGGCGUUUGUCGAUUUGCCUGGCUUGAUUGCUAGCGUCAGUCGAGGUGGUGACAAUCGCGACAUCAAGAUGGUGGAGAACUUGGUCGCAUCGUACAUCUCCAAGCCCAGCUGUGUUAUUCUUCUGACUGUGGCCUGUGAAACCGAUUUUGAAAACCAGGGUGCCCAUAACCUGACGAAGCAAUACGAUCCACUGGGCAAACGAACCAUCGGCGUGCUCACAAAACCCGAUCGUAUCCCGUCAGGCGAGGAAAGCAACUGGAUCCCUUUCAUUCGUAACGAACAGGAGACGCUUGAGAACAACUGGUAUUGUGUCAAGCAGCCAAGUUCUCAGGACAUCAAGCUCGGUAUCACCUGGCAGAAUGCCCGUUCCGCGGAAAACGAUUUUUUCUCUUUCACCUCGCCGUGGUCCGAACUUGACCAGAUGUACCAGAAGUACCUGCGCACCACCAAUCUAGUAGAUCGCCUCAGCUCGAUUCUAUCCGAUUUGAUCUCUAAACGUCUGCCCGAGAUCCAGGUGGAGUUGGAGAAGACUAUCCAGAAAACGCUUGCUACCCUGCAACAACUUCCGAAACCGCCCUCUCCUGAUCCGAUCGGGGAGGUCGCGGGAAUGAUGCACUCGCUCGUGGACGAAAUCAAUCGUGUCAUUGACGGGGUUCCCACUGCCGACAGGCUGUUGCAAGUCAUUCGUCCCGCACAAGAAAGCUUCCGCUCUCAAAUUCGCGCAACUGCACCUGACUUCCGGCCUUUCGAGAGCGGUUCUCCUGUCAUAGAAGACUUUCACGAGCCUCAGUUUUUGACAAAUGAGGAUGGUCAGUCAUCUGGCAUGACAACCUUGGUUGCCGGCAGAGAAAAACCCAUCUUCAUUGACGAAGUCAUGCAACGUGCCACGGCCGCACGGACUCGUGAACUGCCUGGUCACCAUCCGUUUGUUGUCCAGACCUCGUUCAUCUCUGAAGUGACCCAAAAAUGGGCCUUACCAGCUCAAGUUCUCUGCAGAAUGGUUCACUCCGCCCUUUCGCAGCAUAUCAGGGAUGUCAUCUCAAAGCAGUUGGGCUCAUUCGGACAAGGCGCACUGGAGCAACGAGUCACGCAAGUUGCCAGCUGCAGGAUCUUGACCCCAAUGCUGACUUUCCACAGAUUGCUCAUGCAGGAACACCUUCGCCGAUGCUCUGAAAAUGCCCAGAAUCUUAUCGCGAAGCUCAUUUCCCUGGAGCAGAGCGGCUCCUUGACGCUGAAUGAGCAUUAUCUUGCCGAUUACAGGUCCAAAUUCCUUUCAUUCUACAAGCAAACACGCCAGAACAGCAAGAAUCCCGGUCUCGCUCGCAAUAUUCAGAGUUACAAGUCGGUUUCAUGGGGUGAAGAGACCGAUAUCUCCACGGCUUUGAGCAACUUGGCUGCGGUUGGACUGCAAGGUGUAAAGGCGGAGGAUCUCGUGAAGCUGCUUCCUCCUGAUCGGAUGGAUGCAGCACUUGAAAUUAUGUCGGACGUGCGAGCCUAUUUCCAGGUUGCUUACAAACGCAUCACGGAUAACGUUCCACUCGCGAUCGACUAUGAGCUCAUCCGUGCUGUCGGUCGCGACCUGUUGCCCACCCUCUACAGCGGGCUCGGCAUCAACGGCCCGGAGGGUCUUCGGAUCUGCCGUGAGCUUGCUCAAGAGAGUCCGAGCGUAGCUGGAAAGAGAGAAGAGCUGAACAAGAGGCUGGAAAGACUGGAAGGUGCUAGUCGGGAAUUGAUUAGGAGGCCGGCCAUGGUUCCCCGCGUCUUUGCUGUCUGUGCUGCGUUAGCGCUGGCCUCGUUCACUUCCGCUUCCGAGACGCAAUAUCCUUUCCACGCCAUAGACAAUCAGCGCAGCACGUGGGACUUUGAUGUUGAACCCAAUCCGAAUGCAACUGGCCAGCUUGUCUUCGAUACUGUGAGCUCGUUUCUUCAACAUUGGCCAAAUACGCGGUACCGAAACGGACAUAAUGUUGUUCCUGGCAUUGUACCUAUCGGAACGCUUCUCUAUCAUGGCCGCGCAGACUCCAAUCUACCGACAGUGCCCGAAUGGACCGCGACAGAUCCGGAGCACUCUUACUUAUUCUGUUGGGGCUCCUCUGAGGCUGGCUGCUGGCAUCUUACAUUGGUCGCCACAAGACCUCUGAGGGUUUUAUACUUUGACGGGUCCAGCGCUGCUAAGAUGCCGAACGGCCCCAUGGAUUCUCAGGAUGUCAUUUCGUGGGGCAAAGUGAUACCAGAGCGAUACAACGAGGAACGGGUUCGCAUCGUCGAUCUUUGCAGCUGGGGAAAGGAUCUUGGGAUUGAUGGAUUUCUGCGCAUGGAAAUGGAUUUCGAGAUCAUGUUAUGCGACUUCACGGCUGGCGUGGAUGUGCUGUCCAUGAGCAAUCUCGCCAGCCCAAGACGCGCUCCUCCGCGGGAACGCGACGACGAUCGCUUCGGUGUCCAAGAUAGUGUGGACGUCAUCCAAUCUGGCUCCUGGCACAACCGGUAUCCUGGUGACAGACGAGUUCAACUGGAUCUAUCCAGGCUCGUAUCUUUCUAUGACACAGGUCUGGUUCCUAGCUUGGUGGCGGUCCGGUUCAACAGGACUAGAUGGGACCAUCGGCUGCUCGGCAUCAGCGACAGCGAUACUGCUGCUGUCCACCAGCGCCUCAUAGAGGCCUACGAUUCUUCAAUGAUCACUCAAGGAAGCGGCAUCGACUGGGAUACUCUCUUCAAAGUCGUCGUGGACCGAUAUGCGGAACGUUUAGAACUCGUGCAAUACGUGCUCUCCAACUCGACUAGGGGUGCCCUUGCGACUGCAAAGCGUGCUACGGGACUCUUCAAUGUUAUGCUGGCCCCGUAUCUAAUACAUUCGGCGAAACCGGGCAGCAGAGUGGAUGCAUCCAAAGCAUGGGCGUCUCCCAUCUUUGAAUUCUGUGCCACCUCGCACACAUCCUACAUACGAAACAGCGCCCGCUUGUACGGCUCACUGACGGCGGCCGAGCGACUGUUGCUCGACUCGGCGGAGGAAGUAAACCACGAGAUCUGCCGGGUGGUCGUCGGCCUUUGGGCAGACGGCGUCGUUGCCGGUUUGGAUGACAUGUAUCCUGCAGACUCGGGCUUCAGGCCCGUUGACGAGGCAGUGCUUGUCGAACGCUGGCGUACAAAGAUCGCUGCACUGAUCACUUGGCUGGACUGGAGUGUGUGGGUCAAAUGUAAGCCAGCAUGCAGCUUUGAGGAAUUCUGCUAUCUUCCGACUUGGCCCUACUUUAAUCGCCGAGCUGAUCCACGACCGCAAUCGCCUCCUCCUAGGCCACCUUGGCCCCCCGUUUAUGAUGACGACAUCCUCCAUCCACAACCCAGAUGUCUGCGCCGCUUGGAGCCAUAUGUCUUUUAGAUUUCCGACGCACCGUGCCACGCGAUCCUGUCGCAAUUUCCUGUUUACAACCUGACUGUGGAUGCUAGAAUUCCGCAUUUAUAACGUGAGAACUUAUAUGUACAGAAUGUCUUUUAGGCCCAGCCGACGAUGAAUAUGAAGAGAACAGGAAAAAUAGAUAAGCCAGUUCCUGCCAAAGACCGUGCUCACAACCUCAGGAUAUUAUCUCCGAUGAGAUGAUAAAAUUAAGGAAUGCUACAUACACGGAGUGGUCCGACGCUACGGUUGCCACAGAUCAGGCGAACCGAACGAACUCGAGUCUGGAAGCCGACAAUAAUCUUACCUAUCGUGCGGACUGCCCCUUCCAUGUCACCGAUCUGGGAACACUGUGGAAGCCGGCCAUCCCCCGGCCAGCAUCCGCAGCCCGACGUUCGGAAACCAAAGCAAAAGUUUCGCCUGAAGAUAAGAAGACAAGAGGGCGAGAAGAACCGAGGAGUGCACUUGGGGGCGCUUCCAAAUGAAGCAUGGCCAUCUCGUAUUCAGAGGAUUGCCGGUGUCAUAGUAAGAGCUUAACCAGCAGCACAAGAAAACACUUGGCUUCACGAUAGACAGCGAACCUCUAAUCCGACAGAUUCGAACGGAAGCGAAAGGUCCGGAAAAGGGACCGAGGCUGGGGGCCACCUGCUCAUUACAUGGCAGUGUGACAGAAGACAUCAGCUUUCGCAUAUCACGCAGUCUGUCACGGUGAACGUCGUCCCAUUGCAGACGCACCACACCUGCACUUGUGGUUGACGUUUUUCCCCUACAUACUUCUUUCUUCUACUACCUACGAAAGGGAGGACAUCCGACUACCGAAAGAUGUCUUCUACGACCACGACGCUCACUGGAGCACCGUCCGUCGUGGGUUCUAGAUCCCUCAGUGGUACCUCGCGAACAUCUACUUUCACUACCCCAAUGGCUUCCCUCUCAUCCUCUUCCACCUCUGCAUCUGCGUAUGCGUCCACCCACGCUGCCCGCGUCCGCUUUGACGCCGAAUGCGUUCUCAUCCCCGAACAAGGCCCAUCAUCAAACUCUAGGCGACCUCGGAUCGUCACAAAGAGCUAUGCUCUGCCGUUCUGGAAGAAACCUCGAGAAGAGAGGACUUCCGCUGGUGAAGACGAGCAUCUUGUUAUCAAAGUCGCGCUACCGAGUUUCUCAUCGGGCAAGAAACAUUCUUCGCAUUCAAGAGAACGUGGGGGUCGGAAUAACUCACGGUCUCCGCCAUCUCCAGCCGUUGGGCUACUUUCUUGUUUACGCUCACCGAACACAUCCGUUUCCAUCCAACCCAAUCUACCAUCCCUUGCAGAGCACCCACCCUCUCCGCCGAUUGGGUACGAGAACGACACUCUUUUCGUCCGAGACCAGCCAGCCGUUCAGGAAACGCUCGGUGCUAUCCCCCAUAGUCCACUCAUCUCCCUUUCGACUAUAUUCACCUCACCAAGCACUUCGACUACCAUCUCUGCUGUCAACUCUCCCAACCAGGCCGAACGCAUUCCAUUGCGAGCGUGCUGCCCAGAAUGCGGGCUCCGAGCCGACGUUGUCGACGAAGCAUUCUCACGUGGGGCAAUGCGCAUGCGCAGACGAGCCGCACCAGGCACGUUGCCGAUCGGGGACUCCUUAUUGGAAGCAGCAAGGAGAGGUGGAUAUCUUGACCUGCCAGCUGCGUGUGAAGAUGACCUCGAUGAAGACGCCGGGAAGUUAAUUUCUGGCACGGGGCUAGCAGAGGUGAAUCGUCUCGUAGCGGCUCUGGAAGAGAAGAGAGCCAAGCGCGCUCGAAACGGAAGCAAGUCACCUACUCCGGAUCCGAGUCCAUUAGGCACGCCGUGCGAGGAGAAACAGGAGAUUUCAUUGCUCGGUCCGGCCAUCGGCCGCGUCUCGGCAACUGGGACACCUCGUGUCGGCAGCGGACGAGCCAGCCCUCUCUUGCCGCUGGGGAUCGCUGUCGAUGAAGUUGAUAAGGAAAGACGUCGAGUGAGCCUGGCUUUGGCGGUAGAUCUCGCCAGCGAGGACGAGUAUCCCGGCCCAAGUACCAGGACACCACUGGCGCAGCCGGUCCCCAUCCUGCCCCGCCCACGAGUUAUCGAAGAUGACGCCGACCUAUUUCCUCUUCCCUCAUCGCGUGGAAGCACGCCGAGGACGACACCGGUCCCCAGCCCCGCAGGUAGCGACAUCAGCAUUCAUGUCGUCGCCGACGGGGAGAAGAAGUCUUCGCCACUGUUGUCCGCGGCGUUGACAGCCCAAACUCAUCGUGUGACAGGUAGCACCAACACCGCGUGCGUUGUUCUUGGCGCCACUGGUCGAAGAGAGCGUGAGGCCAGGGACGCGAGCAGACUGCUUGUGCCUGCAACGUGACGCAGAAACCUCUCCCCUUGAUCCCUCCGUUGGCAGCGAGUAUACUUGCAGCCGGCCCUUACUCUCCUGCCUUGCUUCCCAGGCCGGCCCAAUCCCCGUCGUCACACGCGAGGAUCGUAUCGGCCCCUGCAGACGUCCCCGUCACCGACCACCCUCCUAGUUCAUUCCCCAAAAUGAGACCCAGUCCAACGCGUGCGAAAUCGGCUUCGACCUCGUCUGUUUCCCGCCCUGCUCUUCCUCUGAGCGACACCCCACCGAUGCCACACCGACCGGGCCGGCUAGCCCGGACCACAUCAAACAUCCAGGACGUGGUCACAUCAGACGCCUCGUCACGGCGUCCCAAUGCCAUCUCUCGUCAACGCUCGCUCUCGAGCUCGUCAAAAGGCACCUCCGGGAGAAAGGGGGGAUCUGCUUUUGGGACGUUUGUGGAUGUCCUCAAGGGCAUGGGCUCUCCGGGUGUCUCUGUGUAAUAGUAAACCACUUCCAAUCUCCAUCUUUUGCGCAACACUCCGUAGCAUACAUACCAUACCGCUUGUCAUCGCAAACUCAGCGUAGUUUUACUGUAUUUUAUAAGCUAUUUUUUUGGAAUACACAAUCUCGCCCUUCG